AGGUGCUGGCAGCGUUUUUCAAUGACAUCACACCCAAGUGCAAAUUUCCAAUAUGGCGUCCAGCCGGGUGCUGGGGAGGGAGGUCCAGGAGGAGCCGAGGCGCUAUGCGACCGCAAACCCUGACUUCAGCCUCCACAAAUACUCCCUGCUCAUCAUUAUCGGGCGGACUGCUCAUCACAGACAGAACGGACACAUCAGCAAGGAGAUUGAACGAGGUAUUCGGUCAUGGGAUGUCGACUUGAAAUCCUGUAAUCUGAAUCGUCAUCUCCAAGAAUUCUUGUCCCAUCAUACGGCGUCGUUCAAGGUUGCAGGGCAGAAGUGUCUGCGCCACAGCAGCAGAGUGUUGGACACUCAGGUGCUAAUCAGUCCAUCUCAAGAACAGGUUCAGUCAGAGGUGUUUGCUCUCCUGUCGAGGGAAUCGGCCCAUAAGCUGUUGAUCUUGGCCGGUCAAAGUGUGGAAGAGAGUGGAGAGCUGCUGCUUCACAGAGGACUGUUCUCACCCCAGCAACUGAAGCAAAUAUUAAUAGAGCAGUUCAUAGAGCAAGGGAGUUCUGCCUCCUCCUCCAAACCCAGUCUGACCCUCAGCUGUCCCAACAUUGGCCAGUGGAGAAAGACUCUCUUGGGGAACCAGCCUCUGCAAGGACCUUUCACACUCUACAUCAAUCCCCCAGAGGAGCUGCCUGCCAUGGAGGCCCUGGGGGAAUUCACCUCCCUCAUCUCUGGUACCCUUUGUCCCCCAUCCCCCUUUGACCUCCUGCCUCCUCCUACCACUGUCGGUUUCCUCAAGCUGUCCCGCCCCUGCUGCUACGUGUUCCCUGCCGGCCGUGGUGACUGUGCCUUCUUUGCUGUUAACGGGUUCACAGUGCUGAUGGACGGCGGCUCGGACCCUCAGGCCUGUUUCUGGAAGCUGGUCCGCCACCUUGAUCGUGUUGAUGCGGUUUUGUUGACGCACAUUGGGACAGAGAACCUGCCUGGGGUCAACACCUUCCUGGAGAGGAAGGUGGCUGAGCAGGAGUUGAGCUCCAAUGUCAAAGAUGAUUUGUCUAGGAGGCUCAUCUCCCCAGAGCUUGGAGUUGUGUUUUUUAAUGCUCCCAGCAGGUUGCAGGUGGAACAACAGCCUUGUGUGGACAAUGUCCUGAAGAGUACACACCAGGCAGCCCUAACCCUAAAGCUAUUAAAGAAGUUAGACAUCAGACCACAGCCAAUGUUUCAACCGCAAGGAGUCCCCAUUGAGCCACUAACCCUGUUCCAGAAGAUGGGGGUGGGACAGCUGGAUUUAUACAUCCUCAAUCCUGGCAAAAACAGCCAGGAGUACCAGACAUUCAUGCAAAACUGGCCUGAUGCAGCACCAUCAGCAUCCAUAUCACAAACUGUCCCUCUCACUGCCCUGGCCUCAGUGUCUGCCUUGCUUGUGUGGCAUCCUGCGUGCCCUCAGGAGAAGGUGGUCAGGGUCCUGUUCUCUGGUGUUACCCCACAGACAAAGCUGUUGCAGGGGCUAGAGAAGCUGAAGGACCUGGCCUUCCUCCAGAAACCCACAGUGACCACCGGGGACCUGGAAAGGCUGGGGGAGGACAGAAAGGCCAAGAGGACAGAGAGCCAGGAAAGUGGCAGGUCACAAGGGAAGGAAACAACACCCAAACAUGGGAAAGAAAAGGGGGUUAAAGAAGAUGGUAGGGAGAUAUCAGUGAAAGAAAAAAGAAAAGCAUCAAAUGGAAUUGCUGCAAGAGAUGCUGAUAAAACCAAAACCAAAGAGGUGGGUGCAAAGCAAAAAGUAUCAGAGAAGACUACUUCAAAGAAAGGAGGGAAGAAUGGGAAAAAGGAGGAGAAGACUGGCAAUAAGGAGGAGAAUGGUAUUAUGAAGAAUGGUCAAAUGAAAAAGAAUAAUCCUCCUUCCAAACCAAAGAAUGAAAAUAAAACUAAGCUAAAAAAGGAAGCAAAAAAUGACUCUAAGACAGGGGUGAAGAAAAUCAGAAAGGCAUCAGGAAAGGAGGCAAAUGAUGACAAGAAGGCCCAUGUCAACACUGAAAUGCCAAAUAACUCAAGAAAACCUGAUGCUGGGGGUGUUGUAGAAGUCCCAGAGCCACAGUGCCCUGCUACAGAGCAGCAGAAGCACAAACUGGAGAAAAAGCCUGAAGAGAACCCCAGUUGCUCCAAAGCAUCGACCCCUGAGGAUAUGACAGCUGAUUUUCUCAGGCUGCGGAAGGAAACUGAACGAGAAGAAGUACAGAUGGAAACAGCUGAUACAGGAAAGCAGAAAAGUAAUGAGUCGGGAAAUGAAAAGAGCCUUGGAGGUCUGAGAAAAGAGGCAGGUAAUGAAUCUGUUGAUACACCAGGCGAACAAGCAGCAGGUGGCACAGGGAUAAUGGGAGGGGAGAGAGGUUAUAAUGAAGGGAGAGAGAAGUCUGAGACUGGUGAGAAAGCUUGUGUAGAUUUGCAGAAAGGGUCUGUAGACCUGCCUGAAAACGCUACCAAACCAGCAAAGGUUAUGGGAUUUCCAUCUCCCUUGAAUACAGCCCCAAAGAAAGAGCGCACAGUCCAGCUAGACCUAACCCCAACUGAGUACACCCUCCUAGAUGGGGCUUUGAAGUACAGCCCUCCCUCGCGAUCCUCUCCAGAGAACCAGGCACAUGUCAGCCCAGAUGAGCAGACUGUAGAGCCGGCGUCACCUGACUCACGGCCCAACAGUGCAGGCCACACUCCUUACUGUUUGUCCCCAGAUGAUGUGUGGUGCAAAAAGUCCACUCUUAGUAGGCUACAGGCCCAAAUGGGUAACCUAGAGUCCACUGAACCCAACAAGUCAAAUGGUUCAUCCAGACAAAGUGAGAGUCAACUGUGCCAGCCAAAAAGCACACCAGAGAUCCACACAAACCCCAGAGAGAAGUAUCCGAUCUUCCUUUCUUUGGGUACAUUUAAAGAUGCACCUUCAGACCCCUCUCCCUCUGUGGCCACCACCACUACACAUUCAAUGCCAGCAGAGGUGAGCUCACCUCAGUCCACAGAGGUAGAUGAAUCACUGUCCAUGUCCUUCGAGCAGGGGCCAACCACUGUGAGCCAGAGAGAGGGGACUGACAGUGUUCAUCCCUCCCAUUCCAAUGGAGGCCAUUUUGUGGGGAUGUCUUUAUCAAUCAAAAAACCUCCAAGAUCUUCAGAGAUGGGGCGACCUCCAGCUCCUAGCAUGCUUCAUUUAGAGAUGUCACCUAAUGAUGUGGAUCUUUGUCUGGUUUCUCCUUGUGAGUUCAAGCAUUUCAAACCUCCUGAUUCCAGCUCAGGUGCCAGUGAACCCUCCAAAGGCACUUUUGCUCCACAUCAUAAUGGCAGCAACAAUAACAACCCCAAGGACACGUCACCUAGUGAAUUAAAUGCCCCUGUCUGUAUGGAAGACUGCCCGUCCACCACAGCUGAUGGAGCUCUAGACUCCGAUGAGGAUGAGUCGUGUAGCGAGCCAUCUAACACCUCUCACAACCUUCACACAUGCCAGGCCCUGCCCCCGGACCCUCUUCCAGCCCCCCGCAAGGACAGUCCACCGCUGCCCUCACAUCCUGGCACCUCCAUGCCUGUUCCUCAGUCUGACUCAGGUGCACAGGGGAAGAGAGCAAAAGCCAGCAACAUGCAAGGGAAAAAACCACCAGGGAUUAUUGAGGGCUCCCAAAAAUCAGGCUCAGGGAAGAACAGGUCCGGGAGCCAAAGUGGAGUCAAAAAAGGGAACGUCUCUUCUACACUUACACAUUCCUCCACCACCCAGUCAGCAGCAGCUAAAUCCCCGCCCAAUACAGGCCCUAAGUCUACCUCUGUAGAUGAAGUCAGUGUGUACCUGGAUUUGGCCUAUAUUCCCUCUGGAGCCUCCUCCCAAUCAGUCAAUGUGGACUUCUUCAGGUGUGUUCGUUCCUCCUGCUACAUCAUCAGUGGCGACAGUCCAGAGCGGGAGGAACUUAUGAGGCAUACACUGGACGCUCUGCUGGACGGAAAGAUAUCCUGGCCUGAAACUAUGCAGGUGACAGUGAUCCCUACAUUUGAUUCUGUGAUGAUGCAGGAGUGGUAUCAGCAGACACUGGACAGGCAGAGGGAGCUGGGCAUCACUGUCCUGGGAUCCAACAGCACUGUAGCCAUGCAGGAUGAAACCUUUCCUGCCUGCAAGAUAGAGUUCUGAGUAAUGCUGUGAGAUGCAGCAGUGGAGGGUGAAUAUGAUUUAAAGGAUGGAAAUGUGUGUGUGAGAAAGAAAGACUGGAAGGAAUGUGCGGCAAGAAUAAAAGUAAAACAACUGAAUAGGUAAUAACUUGGGAUGUUCCCUUCUUUUUCGUCAUCCGAGGAGAACAUGCAACUCUUUGGGGAGUACUGCAUGAUUUUUUUGGAUCCGUGACCCUGUGCAAAACAGGCGAUGAGAGCCAACUGGCUGCAAGACAAGCAUACUGGGCUGCAGACAUGUAGAUCCACAAGAAAGCUGAUGUUGCAGAUCAGUCAAAAUCACAUUAAGCUGUGUGUAUAGCUGCCUGGGCUAUGUUUCUGGGUCUAUUGUGCUGCUUUAACUGUAACAUUCAGCAGUCCAACCGAGGGUAAUUAAAGGAUAAUUCAGCUAAUCACUCAGCUCAAGGUACCCUGUGCUGUACCUUCCUUAAAAAGUAUUGUGCAAAGCAACGGAAUGAUCACGUCUAUGCUGCUAGUGAAUGAUAAUUGCGUGCUAAGUUUGAGAUUCCUGAUUCUGAGCGUGCACAUAUGAAUGUAAUCCAUUCCAGUGCUUUUGUAGAAUUAUGCACUGAGUAGUUGUCUAACUAAAAACAAACCCCAUUAAAAGUCAUGUAUUUUGAUUGUGGAUAUGAUGGAUAUAAUCAUAUGGUAUAUUGUAGACAAAUGUGGUUAUUAUCACAGUGGGUGGUAAUGGGAGCUUUCCAAGCUGCAGCUUGUAAAUAAGAAUAAAUAAAGAAUCUGAUUCUAUUUAUAUGUGGACAUAAAGUAAUCCUGAAAGUCAUCCAGAACGACUAUGCUGUAAUUAGAUGAACUACAGUAAACACUAUUUUACAACUCCAUAAUUUCUUAUCCUGAAUAAACUAUUGGUUUAUUUUAUUUGGUACUAUAAGGAAAAUAGGCCUCUUAGGAAAAUACAGCCCUGCGAAAUAAAAUGUUACCUUGUACACUUUAAAAUUCAAAUGUGUAAUUGGAUUACAUUUUAACCUCUCCAGACCUGUCUGUACAUUGUUUUCCUUCUUAUGGCCUUUCAUACCAGGCUGGAUAUUCAAAAAUGAAUGUCAUAUGUUGAGAUGUGUAAGACUUAAACUAUGAUUAUCUGUGUUGCUGUUUUGCUUUUAAAUGGAUUAGUUCAAGCAAAUGUGAAUGUGGUGUAUGGUUUCCUCAGUACCAAAGCAUGAGAUUAAACAAAACACAACAUAACUAAUUUCCUCUCCAUCUGAAUGCUGCCUCCAAAAUAAAAAGAAAAUUCAAUAUCUCUAAAUGAUCUGAAAGACAUUUUGUAAUUAUAUAAAUUCACUGUUAAACUUGUAUCAUGAAUGCAUUUUUUUUAUUUUAAUGCAAUCAAUGUUUUAAAUCAAUUACUCACAAUGGUGUAAAAAUCUAAAUUUUCACAAACCAAAUUCAUUACAAACCUGAUAGGUUAAAUCAUUUAGGGGGAUGGGAGGUUGAACUAGGUCUGUAUGGGCAACAAACUGAACAAGACUGUAGCCAAGUGAACUGUUACUAUGUGUAUGUGUCCUGCAUGUAUCAAAUGUGCACUGUGUUGUUCCACUCAUGAUAUUUAUGGAGGCAGAGCAAAGCACCGAGGGUGAGCGGAGACAGAGCGUGGGGAUGUACUGUAUGCAUUGCCGGGCCUGGAGUAACGUAUGAAUAAAGAAUGUCCAUCACCA
Monopterus albus (swamp eel) is the source of this 5852-nucleotide messenger RNA. Its product is annotated as microtubule-associated protein 1S-like. The record is from RefSeq and is a predicted model, not a curated record. Gene Ontology annotation, molecular function: actin binding; microtubule binding. Gene Ontology annotation, cellular component: synapse; microtubule associated complex; neuronal cell body. Lineage: Eukaryota; Metazoa; Chordata; Actinopteri; Synbranchiformes; Synbranchidae. Gene Ontology annotation, biological process: axonogenesis; microtubule cytoskeleton organization; regulation of microtubule depolymerization. The transcript has 10 exons. The coding region runs from base 53 to 4147 and encodes 1364 amino acids.